This is a messenger RNA of Solanum dulcamara, 195 nucleotides long. RefSeq names its product stress-induced protein KIN2-like. Lineage: Eukaryota; Viridiplantae; Streptophyta; Magnoliopsida; Solanales; Solanaceae. The coding region runs from base 1 to 195 and encodes 64 amino acids. The record is from RefSeq and is a predicted model, not a curated record. The transcript has 3 exons.
AUGGAUAAUUCUCAGAACAUUAGUUACCAAGCUGGCCAGGCCAAGGGCCAAGCUCAGGAAAAGGGUAAUCAGAUGAUGGAACAGGCUAGCAAUGCUGCGCAGUCUGCCAAGGAAACAAUGCACGAGGCUGGACAGCAAAUAAAGGUUACGGCACAAGGAGCGGCAGAUGCAGUUAAUGUUGGGUUUAAUAGAUAG